Molecule: messenger RNA, 3268 nt
Organism: Melampsora larici-populina 98AG31
Lineage: Eukaryota; Fungi; Basidiomycota; Pucciniomycetes; Pucciniales; Melampsoraceae
Exons: 8
Coding region: 306-3152 (948 amino acids)
Biological process (GO): methylation
Cellular component (GO): mitochondrion
Molecular function (GO): nucleic acid binding; methyltransferase activity
Source: RefSeq, a predicted model, not a curated record
AUGGCUAUCUUUCCAUUCAAGUUCAAUACCAGAAAUAUUUUAAAUAGGUAUCAUCAUUUUUCUGUCUUUCGGUCUUUUACAAAUUCGGGUCUUGCUUCUUAUUCUAUUAAUCUUCAGAACUCAAAACCUACCUUUUCUAUUCAAACAUCGGUCAUACCAAUCGAAAUUAAAGAUUCGAGUGCAGAAAGUAUUAGGAUUUCAGAUGAAGAAGAAGUGAUCCAUAGAACCUCGGUUCUAGGAAGACCGAUGUUCGAUCGUUUGGUAAAUCACUCGAUACUCAUGAGCUCAUUCCAAGGAAUCCAAAGAUGCCUUUUUUACUUUCUGCAUCUCAGGUAACACAUCCUUUGAACCCUUUACGUCGAAUGUCAAGUUCGGAUGUUAAAAAGUAUAAGGGAAAAAGGAAGUCGAAUGUGAAGUUUUCACAGAGAAAUCAGGAAUCUUUUAUACCUGCAGGACUAGAGUGGAAACCUUCUCAAGCUGUUAAUUCACCUCACUCUGUCGAUUGGUCUAUGGAUGGUAGUGGUCCCACGGUAGCGGCUCCUCCUUUUGAAUCAUCUUCUCGCCACACACAACAUCGGUCAGACGUCGGUUCACAGCGCUAUACUCAAAAGCGGUCAGGCGCCGGUUCGCAACGCCAUACACCACAGCGUUCAGGCGCCGGCUCACAGCGCCAUCGACAACAGGGGUCAGAUGACGGCUCACAGCAUAAUACACCUGAUAGAGGACAGUUUCAAAGACCGGCGAAAUUUGGGACAGAAAGACGAGACGAAGCUCAGGAGUCAAAGCGUUUGAAAGUUCAAGAACGUAUCGAUAGACGAAUGCGAGUCUUACAAACAAGAAAAGAUAGAGUCACACGUAGACACGCAAGAAAAGAACAAAAAGUUCAAGAUCAUCUAGAUGAAUUAGAACGUAGAAGACAAAUUAGGAUUAAAGGAGAGAAUCAUGAGACGAAAUGUGGAUUGAUUAAUUUUCCUACUUUUAUUGAGUUGGAUUCCAAAAAGAUGAAAAAAGUUAAAAAGCUUAAACCGAAUUCAAUCGUCAAAGAAACUACUUCAACCGAACUCGUCAAGAAUGUAGAUAAUCGUGUCAACUCGAUGUUUCGGGGAACAUCUAAUCCUCCUCCGGCGAGCUCUAACUCUCAUUCUUCAAUGAGGGACGGUCAGCCUCUUGCCGGAUCUUCGCGGGGACCUGAUAAUUCUCGUAAGGAUAGGGUGAAUUCAACCGAUCGGUAUAAUUCUCAGCAAGUACCACUUCCUCAUCAACUUCAUCCAGUCAAUUCCCAACAAAAUACCGAACCUGUUCUUACGCCGCAAGCCAGAAGCCGGUCAGAAAAAGAGGCGCACAAAGUGACAUCAUCGGUGCGGGGUUCAAUGCCACAGCCUGCUAUCAUAAAUGCACAGCAAAGUCAUCCAUCCUUCACACAGAAUCGUAGCCAGCCCGACCAAUACUCUUCAGUGCUGAGUCAUUUUCCGUCGGAUCCUACUCAGGCACGAGAUCGGGAGAAGCAUCACUCAUUUUCCACGCCUCAGUCGCUCUCGGCCAGUCAUCUUCCAGGAAAGGACCUACCCUCUUCACCGCGUCCUGUCGCAAAAGAACUGCACCAUCCCUCGGAGAUGUCUCAUCAAACUACUUCGACCGCAAAAUACCCUUCGAAUGGAUCUGAUAUCUCCAGAAACAAUCCCCCGCAUCAGACACCUCUUUCAGGUCCCUCAUCAUAUAUCACCACACAACCCAAGGAUACGCAAAUCUCGUCCAUAUCCCAUACCCCCAACCGAGAUUCACCACCUCAUCAAAUACCUUCACGUCCUGCCUUCUCAACACCUUCUUUACUAGACACAGGAGAUUUUGCAUUAAAGAACCAACUUGUAAAGAUGUAUAUGACAGAAGAAGGUACACUGAAUCCAACACCAGAACAAAACCAAAGAUCUGAAAUCGAAUUAGGUUGGUUAAGAAUCGCAGCCGAAAAAGAAAUUCAAAAGACUCGAAUCAGAUCGUAUUCUCCUAUUUCACUUAGUGAUCAUCUUAAAGUUCAAGAACAAACUAAUGUAAUGGUUCAAGAAUUGUUGAAAGAAUGGGUUGGUGAAUAUACUGUUAAUAAGAAACCAAUUGCUUAUAUUAUUGAGGAAUGUGAUGUUCCUUUUGGAAACAUUCAGAUUGCGGUUCAGCCUCCUAUACUGAUACCUAGGCCUGAGACUGAGCAAUGGACUUGCAAGCUUUCUGAUAUGAUCAAAACUUGGAACGAUCCGGAAAAAUCUGGUACUAAACCUCAGUUUGGGAAGCAUGAUUUAAAGGUGUUAGAUAUAGGUACAGGAAGUGGAUGUAUACCUACUUAUUUAGCUUAUAAUCAUCCUAAUAUCUUUGUGAUGGGUGUUGAUGUGGAUCAUCAAGCGAUUGAAGUUGCAAAACGAAAUGCAUUUAGUUAUGGACUUACGUUUUUUCAAAGACAAGCACUUCAAAACACUCGAUCUAAAGUUUUACAUUACCGUGGUCAAGCUUCGUUUAUGAAUUUGAAUUUGUUUUCAACAAGCUUUGUUGAAGAUGUUCUUAAUGGAUUACGUAGGAAAUCUGAAUUGACCAAUGAAGAAUUAUCAAUCAAAGAUGAGAAUGAAGAUGAAAGAUUCGAUAUGAUAAUUUCAAAUCCACCUUAUAUUACCAUCAUCAAUUUAUUGAAAUCUAAAACUUUUGCUAAUCAAUUUAAUAAAAGAUCACAAAGUUUUAAUCAACCGAUCCCAUCACCAUCAUCAUCAUCUUCAUCAUCGGUCAUGAAUUCGAACGGAUUGUUACCUAAGACGGUAAGCAUGAUGCAAGAAUUAGGAUUAAAAUUACCUAAGAAGAUUAGAGAAAGUAUGAAUCGAGUUGAUGAAGCAGAAGAAGAAGAAGAGAUUGAAAGGAUAAGAUUAGAAAAAGAUGAUGGAUUAGAUUUUUAUAAAGAAAUCUUGAAUCGGAUUAAGAAUGAAGGGAUUUUGAAAAAAAGAUUGGAUCGAGAAACAAAACAGGUAUGCUUGCCGAGGGUUUUGUUUGAAGUUGGAAAUGGUCAAGCUGUAGAUGUGAAAAGGUUGAUGAUUGAUCAAUUGAAGGAUACUGAAAUGGUUUCUAAAGUUGAGAUUUGGAAUGAUUUUUCGGGAGUCGGUAGGGUGGUUGUUGGAUUUUGAUAAAAAAAAGAAAUUCCAUUUUUUUUUUCAAGAAUUAAGAUGAUUUUAUUAUGUGUAUUCAGUUUUGGAAUGAAUAACCUUCAAAUAAAAGUGAGAAAAAAAGUUGAAUUUGAUUG